CAGUCACGGGAGGGCCGCGUGGGGGCUCCCAGCCGGACGGCUGUCACCAAACCCUCUCACCGACCCCAAGGACUGGACUUGGCCGCGGGGGACAGCUGGCGGCGUCCCGGGGGUGGGGGGAGCGCGGCUGCCGCAGCCGCCCAGCCGGCCCCCGCUGCCCGCGCCCCGCGGGGACCUUCUGGCCGCCCCGAGCGCGGGCCUGCGGCCGCUCUGAUUGGCGCGCGCCGCGGGCCCGGCGCGCUCACCUGCCCCUCGCAGCCAAUCGGGGCCCCCGAAAUCGGGGCUGUCGCGGGCGGAGGGGGCCAGGGCGGGGGCGAGGCCGCUGGCGGGAGGAGUGACCGCCCGGCCCGCCGGCAGCCCCAGCGCCCGGCUCCGCGUCUCCGCCCCGACGGCUCCCCCUCCUCCCCCCACAACGAGACGCCCCCCGCCCCGGGAGCCCCGCGCCCCAGCGCAGCCCCGCCGAAGAAGGAUGUUCACGUCCAAGUCCAACUCGGUGUCUCCCUCGCCGUCGCUGGAGCAGGCGGACCCCGACGCCCUGGACAUCAGCACCAAAGUGCAGCUUUACGGGGUGCUGUGGAAGCGGCCCUUCGGGAGGUCGUCGGCCAAGUGGUCCCGGCGGUUUUUCAUCAUCAAAGAGAGCUUUCUGCUCUACUACUCUGAGAGCGAAAAGAAGAGCUUUGAAACCAAUAAGUACUUCAAUAUUCACCCCAAGGGUGUCAUCCCUCUGGGGGGCUGCCUGGUGGAGGCCAAAGAAGAACCCAGCAUGCCGUACGCGAUGAAAAUCUCCCACCAGGACUUCCACGGCAACGUGCUGCUGGCCGCCGAGUCAGAGUUUGAGCAGACCCAGUGGCUGGAGAUGCUGCAGGAGUCAGGAAAAGUGACCUGGAAGAACGCCCAGCUCGGAGAAGCCAUGAUCAAAAGCUUGGAGGCCCAGGGGCUGCAGCUGGCCAAGGAGAAGCAGGAAUAUUUAGACAAGCUGAUGGAAGAGACAGAGGAACUCUGCCUUCAGAGGGAGCAGAGAGAGGAGCUUGAACGCCUUAACCAGGUGCUGGAGGCUGAGAAGCAGCAGUUUGAGGAGGUGGUACAGGAGCUGAGAAUGGAACAGGAGCAGAUCAAGAGGGAGCUCGAACUGACUGCCAGAUGCCUCAAGGGUGUGGAGCAAGAGAAGAAGGAGCUGAGGCACCUCACAGAGUCCUUGCAGCAGACACUGGAGGAACUCUCCAUCGAAAAGAAGAAAACUCUGGAAAUGCUGGAGGAGGAGACCGAAAACCAGCUGCAGACACCAGCCGAUCAGAGUGAGCAGCCCCCUCCCAGCGAGGGUCUCCACAGCAACCUCAGGCAGAUCGAGGAGAAGAUGCAGCAACUGCUGGAGGAGAAGCUGCUGGCAGAGAAGCGGAUGAAGGAGAAUGAGGAGCGCUCGCGGGCCCUGGAGGAGGAGCGGGAAUUCUACUCCAGCCAGUCCCAGGCGCUGCAGAACUCGCUGCAGGAGCUGACGGCAGAGAAGCAGCAGGCCGAGCGCGAGCUCAAGGCAGAGGUGAAGGUCCGCAUGGACCUGGAGAGGCGACUAAGGGAGGCAGAGGGGGCCCUGCGGAGCCUGGAACAAGGACUCAACUCCAAGGUGCGGAACAAGGAGAAGGAGGAGAGGAUGCGGGCAGACGUGAGCCACCUGAAAAGGUUCUUCGAGGAGUGCAUCCGGAACGCGGAGCUGGAGGCCAAGAUGCCGGUCAUCAUGAAGAACUCCGUGUACAUCCACAAGGCAGCCACCCGCCGCAUCAAGAGCUGCCGCUUCCACCGGCGCCGCUCCAGCACCUCCUGGAAUGACAUGAAGCCCUCGCCAUCCCUCCUGACCUCCCAGCUGGAAGCCAACAACGUGGAGGAGCUGAAGGAGGUGGCCAAGCGGCUGAGCCGCGACCAGCGCUUCCGGGAGUCCAUUUACCACAUCAUGAACACCCAGCCCGGAGCUCCCGCAGCCCUUCCCCGAGGGGGAAAGUGAUCCACCUCCUGGCACCCCUCCAUAUCUUGACUCAGUGGGGCUGCAGGG
Messenger RNA from Sorex fumeus (smoky shrew), 2041 nucleotides. It is a transcript of the gene PLEKHD1, whose product is annotated as pleckstrin homology and coiled-coil domain containing D1. The record is from RefSeq and is a predicted model, not a curated record. Lineage: Eukaryota; Metazoa; Chordata; Mammalia; Eulipotyphla; Soricidae. The coding region runs from base 470 to 1993 and encodes 507 amino acids. The transcript has 13 exons.